CUAUGCAGCUGCCUCUUGUGGCAUACAAGAGCCCAUCACCGAUAGCAGUGAUCCAUGACAGUGGUUGCAGAAUACACUGACUGAACAGACGAAAGACGCAGGCAAAGACACACCGAUUCGUGAAGCCACUCAUUUUGUGCUGGUGCGCUCAAAGCAUACGACCUACAUCGUGGAGCGAAGACUAAUAGCGAGUGCACCUGGGUGUUGUUGGAAUACGAUGGCCUGUAAUGAGCCGCACACGAUAGAAGGCCUUUAAUGUCACAGGUUGCCGUCAAGGAGAAGAUCCUUCUCGCAGACGAACCGGCCUACGAAUCGAACUCUGCCCGAAUGUGUUGAACGGGCGCUUGCCGCAGUCGACGAAACAGUGGGAGAACACCGAGGUUGAGUGAUUAUGGCUGCCUGGCGAAGGGUUCAUCGUAAUUCAGGUCAAGUUCACAAGAUAGAGUAGCUGCACUCCGUUCUGGACGAGCUGCGGCGACAUCUCUCGGGCACCGCCGAGGAAUACACUGAGUACACCACCAAGCAGGACUAACACGGAACAUGAACAAAUUCAUCGCUGCUAGCGUUGUCUUUGUGCCUGCCUUGUCAUGUGCGCAUACCUGAGGAUGUCUGCUGGGCAUGGAUGCUUGCAUCUCUAUGUCUGACCAGGAUAUACACGCAAACAUGACCAGGAUAUGACGCUGUCCUCUCUUUCACGCGUACCUGAGAUGUCGGCUGGCCUUCAAUACAUUCACUCACAUGACCGUGCCUGACAAGAGCGAAGAAGGCAUGUCCUUCCUCCCUCCUGUCUUCGUGAAACACCAAGUGCCCUGAGUCUUCUUCAU
Vitrella brassicaformis is the source of this 824-nucleotide messenger RNA. The record is from the annotation of a GenBank genome assembly. NCBI's taxonomy places the organism in Eukaryota, Vitrellaceae.